ACUACAGACUCUGUACUACAUUGAACAAUUAUUUAUUAAACAUUAAAUAUUAAAUAUAGUUUAGAUUAGUUAUACCUUUUGUAUAAUAUUUACAAUUUUCAUAGAAUCUAAGCUUAAUGGCCGGUUCAGACUACACGAUUCUCAGACAUUCCUCCACGAUUUACCAUGUCACACUAUAAGAUCACAGAGUCAGGAAAUCGGGCCUUGUCUCGUCGUAAGACUGGCCACACUACAAGAUUCUCAGACAUUCCUCCACGAUUUAACAUGUCACACAUCAUGUUACUACUCCAUCACCACUCCCCCUCCCGAUUCCUCAGGUCCAAUUCUGCCAACCUGCUACAAGUUCCACGGACUGAGCGACGGACUUGGGGUCUCCAGUCUGCUAUGAAUGAGGAGAGAGAGGAGGGGGGUCCUACCUCUAAAACCACUCUGUCUGGGGAACAUGGCCGCCAGAGAAAAGCUAAGAGCCCAGAGCAGCAGGAGAGAGCAGACUCCCCUGGACCCAGCUGUGUCUCCAUGAAGAGUGACUGGUCUAUGGGUCAUCCUCCUGACAUUAAGGAUGGACGCCCCUCCAGAAAGAAGAGACAACCCCAUGAGAGAUCAAAGGUUACCAGUGCUCAGUCUGUACAGCAGCAUCAAACAGAGCUGAUCAAGAGGGCUGAGAAGAACGCACACGCUUUUCUAGACAAGGAGCUGAAGAAGCUCUGGAGGAUUAUUUUCCUAGAUUACCCACAAUUCUCAGAGAGUCAGAAGGCGGAGGAGGAGGAGAAGGUUGAUAGUAAGAACGAGGAGCAGAGGAGGCGUGCCACAGAGGGAGUGGUAGACAUCACAUUGCUCUGCCUGAUGGAGAUGAACCAGGAGGAACUGGCAGAUAAACUGUGGCGCGGUACUGUUGCCGUCGUGUGCAAAGGUAAAAUCAAGUCCCGUCUGAAGGAGAAGUUCAGGUUUGUGUUUGAGGGAAUCGCUAAAGCAGGACAGCCAACAGGUCUGAAUGACUUCUACAUAGAGCUCUUCAUCACAGAUAGAGGCAAUGAAGAGGCAAACAAGGAACAUGAGGUCAGACUGAUUGAAACAACUUCCAGGAAAUCAGCAAACCAGGAAACACCGAUCAAAUGUGAAGACAUUUUUAAACCCUUACCUACUAGGCAAGGUCAGCCAAUCAGAACAAUAAUGACAACUGGAGUGGCUGGCAUUGGUAAAACUGUCUUAACAAACAAGUUCACUCUGGAUUGGGCUGAAGGCAAAGCCAACCAGGACAUAGACUUCACAUUUGCCUUCACUUUCAGAGCGCUGAAUUUACUGAUUGGGAAAGAAUUUAGCUUGGUCGAACUCCUUCAUCACUUCUUUAUUGAAACCAAAGAAGCAGAAAUCUGCAGAUACGACCGGUUCAAAGUUGUCUUCAUCUUGGAUGGUCUGGAUGAGUGCCGACUUCCUCUGGACUUCCAGAACAACCAGACCUGGACUGAUGUCACAAAGCCGACCUCAGUGGACGUGCUGCUUACAAACCUCAUCAUGGGCGACCUGCUACCAUCUGCUCGCAUCUGGAUAACCACACGCCCUGCGGCAGCAAAUCAGAUCCCUGCAGAGUGUGUUGACAUGGUGACAGAGGUGAGAGGGUUCACCAACCCAAAGAAAGAGGAGUACUUUAGGAAGAGAUUCAGAGAGGAGACCUUGGCCAGCACAAUCAUCUCCCACAUCAAGAAAUCACGAAGCCUCUACAUCAUGUGUCACAUCCCAGUCUUCUGUUGGAUCAGUGCUACAGUUCUGGAGGACAUCUUCAAAACAUCCCAGAGAGGAAAAGAGAUGCCGAAGACUGUGACUCAGAUGUACAUCCACUUUCUUAGGGUUCAGUCCAUACAGAAGGAUAGGAAGUACCAUGGGAGAGCUGAAACAGAUCAACACUGGAGUUCAGAGAGCAGGGAGAUAAUUUUUUCUCUGGGAAAACUGGCUUUUAACCAGCUGGAGAAAGGCAACCUGAUCUUCUAUGAUGCAGACCUGGCAGAGUGUGGCAUUGAUAUCAGGGCAGCCUCAGUGUACUCAGGAGUGUUCACCCAGAUCUUUAAACAGGAGUGUGGGCUGUACCAGGACAGGGUGUUCUGCUUUGUCCAUCUGAGCAUCCAGGAGUUCCUGGCUGCCCUUCAUGUAUUUUUGUACUUGAUCGACACUGGUGUCAAUCUGCUCUCAAAUGAACAACCUAUCUCCUGGGAAGAUAAACUCAUCUUCCUCUACCAAAGUGCUGUAGACAAGGCCUUGCAGAGUGAGAAUGGACACCUGGACUUAUUCCUCCGCUUCCUCCUGGGCCUCUCUCUGGAGAACAAUCAGAUUAUCUUACGAGGUCUGCUCAGAGAGACAGUCAGUAGCCAAUGGACGAAUGAGGAAACGGUGUCUUACAUCAAGGAGAAGAUAGGUAGAGAUCUAUCUCCGGAGCGAAGCAUUAAUUUGUUCCACUGUCUGAAUGAGCUGAAUGACCGUUCAUUAGUGGAGGAGAUCCAGUACCUGACAUCAGGAAGUCUCUCCAGAGAAUCACUCUCCCCUUCUCAGUGGUCAGCUCUGGUCUUCAUCUUACUGUCAUCAGAAGAGGAGCUGGACGUUUUUGACCUGAAGAAAUACUCUGCUUCAGAGGAGAGCCUUCUGAGGCUGCUGCCAGUGGUCAAAGCCUCCAAAAUAUCUAGACUGAAUGGCUGUAAGCUGUCAGAGAGAUGCUGUGAAACUCUCGCAUCAGUUCUCAGCUCCAAUUCCUCUAGUCUGAGAGAGCUGGACCUGAGCAACAAUGAUCUGCAGGAUUCAGGAGUGAAGCUGCUCUCUUCUGGACUGGGGAGUCCACAUUGUACACUGGAAACUCUCUGGUUGAAUGGAUGUCAUCUGUCAGAAAGAUGCUGUGAAGCUCUGGCCUCAGUUCUCAGCUCCAACCCCUCUAGUCUGAGAGAGCUGUACCUGAGUAACAAUGACCUGCAGGAUUCAGGAGUGAAGCUGCUCUCUGCUGGACUGGGGAGUCCACACUGUAAAAUGGAAACUCUCAGGCUGAAUGGCUGUCAUCUGUCAGAAAGAUGUUGUGAAGCUCUGGCCUCAGUUCUCAGCUCCAACUCCUCUAGUCUGAGAGAGCUGGACCUGAGUACCAAUGAUCUGCAGGAUUCAGGAGUGAAGCUGCUCUCUGCUGGACUGGGGAGUCCACACUGUACAGUGGAAACUCUCAGGCUGUCUGGCUGCCUGAUCACACAGGAAGGCUGUGCUUCUCUGGCCUCAGCUCUGAGCUCCAACCCCUCCCAUCUGAGAGUGCUGGACCUGAGCUACAAUCACCCAGGAGACUCAGGAGUAAAGCUGCUCUCUGCUGGACUGGAGGAUCCACGCUGGAGACUGGACACUCUCAGUGUGGAGCACGGUGGAGUGUGGAGGCUGAAACCAGCUCUAAAGAAGUACGCCUCUGAACUCAAACUGGAUCCAAACACAGCCCACCGACGACUCUCUCUGUCUAUGGACGACAGAAAGGUGACGUGGAUUGGAGAGGACCAGUCAUAUCCUGAUCACUCAGAGAGAUUUGACUCACAUCACCAUCUCUUGUGCAGAGAGGUUCUGACUGGCCGCUGUUACUGGGAGGUAAAGAGGGAAGGAGAAGUUUAUAUAGGAGUGACAUACAGAGGAAUCACAAGGAAAGGAUUGGGUGAUGACAGUUGGCUUGGAUGGAACAACAACUCCUGGAGUCUUUCUUGUUAUGAUGAUCAUUACACUGCCUUGUACAACAGUAGUGAAACAGCCAUACGUCUCGCCCCUGCUGGCUCCAACAGAGUAGGAGUGUAUCUGGACCGGCCUGCUGGCACUCUGUCCUUCUACAGAGUGUCCCCAGAUGUAGGAGGGUCCUCAGACACACUGACACACAUCCACACCUUCCAGUCCACAUUCACCCAGGAGGACCUUCUCCCUGGGUUUUACUUAUGGGAUGGUGCAUCAGUUUCUCUGUCUCAGUUUGAUCUCGCUCCGAGAGACCGCGCAUCUAGGCGCACCUCUCGUAUGCACAGAGAGAGCGCGAGAGAGAGAGAGGGAGGGGGAGACAGAGAGAGAGUGACAGAGAGAGAGAGAGCUAACCCUACCUAAGAAAGGAUGAAAGCCGAAAGUUACUGUAGUUUUUUCAACCUUUAUUUGCACUUGAAAAAGAUUUUUAACAAAGCAGUUAUGCAUGUAAAAAAAAAACAGGUAGACCACAUUGCUUAAAUCACUGGGAUAUGUUAAACCAUCUUAACAACAAUGAAUUUUUAAUGCCUUACGUACCGCAUUUGCAUUGCUUAACAAACUGUUUCCCUUAUACGAUUACAAAUAAGAACUCAACACAAAAGCAUUGUAAGCUAGGCAGAUACUGUAAUAUGGUAAUACUGUAGGCCAAAGGCUGAACAAUAAUACCGGUAGCCAAAUCCUGGCUAAACGGUAGUCUAGAACUAGUUGGCUGAAACACAUGAAAAUAAAACCAAAAAACAUGAAUGAAGGCUACCAGUAAAACAACUGGGCAAGCAUGUGGCACACCGGUAUACUGUAAAAUAAAUGACCAUGUCCAAAAGUCCUCCUCUUACUUCUCAUCACCAUCUUCCUCCUCAUCACAAUCGUCCUCAAAUACCAGUUUGUUGUUGAACUCUUCCUCCUCAUCGUUCUUCUCAUCCUCUCCCUCUCCAACUUCAGCCAAUUCUCCCUGUCUUGCCUGAACCAACGGCUCUCGCCCUGAUGCGCAUGGCUCUCUGAUGCGUGGCCUGACAGCUGCCACUGUCAGGCCACACACCUGGAAGGAAUCUACGGUAUUCCGGUACUUACGCUACAGUCGGAAUUCAAUUACGAAUGCAGGCACGCACACACACACACACCUACCUUGAGGGAGUUUUUCACCCGCUCUGUAUCCAGCUUGUUCCACGCUUAACGCACCUAGGACUAGGCUACUAAUAUGCGGCGAGCUGGGGCUCUUAUGUUCCUUCCUGCGGUGUAUUCCUUGUCCAAAUCCCCUGCCAUCCAUUUAUCAUAGGAUUCAUGCAGACUGCCUUUGAACGGCUGAUUCCAAACAACGUCAGGGGCCUGGAUGUAUCUUGUACAACCUUCCGGUAUGACAGCCAUGGUUGUGUUGUAGCCGCGCUUGAGUUCCGCUUUGGUGGCAGGGCUGAUUUGAUACGAAUCCCAGGGUAGGGGUUGAGGACAGAAGUUGAGUUUUCCCGCCACUUUUUGCAGCCAGUCUGCAGUCAGAUCCUCGUUCAUCCAGCCGUUCUUGGAGGACACUACCAUCGCUCCACUGAUGUUUUGCAUUGCCUUGACUUCCCUGAUACCCCCUUUGUACACAACAUAAGGCUUCAGUUUUGUCCAAUCCGCUUUCGCAGCCAACACCACUUGUUAAGUCACUCUUCUCAUGGCCUGUAGUUUUCAGAGGAACACUGCGCGCACCUCUCGUAUCCAUUGUAUUUUAGCCGACCACCGCUGUUUCUUCCAUAGCUAUGAUGUUCUUCUCCUCUGCCUUAUUUUUCUCGAUCAUCCGCGUCACAAAUGGGACAAAAUUCACCAGCUUCUCGGUGAAGUGCCUUGCGUCUUUCUGAGCAACCGUUGUAUGUCUUCUGACAGGAAAGUUAUUGCAGUGGGAGAUUCUGUCAAGCCAGCCAGCACUAGCAGAAAAUUCCUCAUCUCUACUGUCAGUCACGGGGGCAUAGAUUUCGUUAGCCUUAAUCCUGCGGCUUCUCCUGAGUUUUUUGUUGACCCCAAAUUUGACCGCUGACAGCUUCAAUUUCAGGUCGUACUUCUUUCUCAGUGGCGGCAUGGCAUUUAAACGUUCACUCAAGCUACAAUCUCAGGCUUCUUCUUCUUGUUAUUGUUUUACGGCGGUUGCAUUGGUUGCCUGGUUUACUCAACCGUCAGUGUGUAAAUGUGUGAAUGAAUUGUUGCAAAUCGCUUUGGAUAAAAGCGGCAGCAAAAUCCCAUGAAUGCAAAUGUAAUGCCACCCAUCUUAUUGGUGCGUUAUCGCCAAAUUCUAGAAAAAACAGACCCGGCGUCUAAUUGACACCGGUGUUCAUUUGUCUAAACUGGCCGCACCCGGCCAGUAAAAGGAACUCAGCGUUUAGUUGGGAUUCUUCUUUUAAUUGUCUUACGGUAAAUACACAUAAUUACUCACACACACAAACAUGUUUGAAUACAAAUACCGUUUGUAUGUGUAUUGUGUGGAUGUAUUAUAUACUUAUACUUAAAGAGUUUUUAGAUCUUCCGUAAGGUUUACUUAGCAAGUUUUACAAAGAUUUAAUUUCUAAUGUAAAAUCCAUCUUCAAUCUGGAUUUAUAGUACAUGUAAUUUGUAUAAAUAUUUUGUUGAACAGUUUAAUAAAGGGCAGUUUAUAUUUUGAUAGGACUAAGAUCGAACCUGAUUUAAAACAGAUGUAUAUUCAAAAUGCAAAUGGUCUUUGGGUAAAGCUAAUGAUGUUCAUGUUUUGAAUUACCUUAAACACAAUAUUGAUACCUUGUGUUCUGUUGGGAACAACAGGGAACAACAGGGCAGCAGAACAUGAUUAGUUAUUAAAGAUAUGGGUUUGUGAUUUGUAAUUUCUGAUACUUCUAUUAUUUAAGUCCCUCUGUUUAUUGUGUACAUGUAAGGGACUACUUUUUUGUUUUAUUUGUUAUUAAAGCAUCAUGAUAAUAAAAAACUCAGUGGAUCCAACUGAAAGUUAUCGUGUGUUCAGCAUAGGAUCAGUUUAAUCUUUAAGGUUGGGGGUUCACUAAAUAUUACCUGGGUUAGCGCACGAGAGGGUCCAUGCCAGCCACCGUACCACAGAAUUAGACCAAAACAUAUUUUAUGAAGAUAAUCACGUCACACGAUGAGUUUACACUUUGUGUUUGAUUAGUUAUUGCAAGGCAUGACAAUAAAGAAUGAUUAUAUUAUCAGGAUAUUUACAUCCCUGCCUGCAUCUUCGGCUGCGGCCACCAGAGGGUGCAGUGAGAACCCUGAGCCAAGGCAAGCUGAGCCUCUGGUGUUCUUCAGAGGAUUCUAAUUCCUGUUUCUUCAGUUGAAAUCAUCAGCAGAUGUUUCUCCAGAGCUCAAUACAUGCACCUUCUUAUAUAUAGUAAGUAGAAACAACACAAUAGACAGUAGCCUACUCAUCUAGAUGAAGUCUCUUACGCACAGGCUCCAUAUGAACUAUAGAUGCGAUAGGAGCCAUAAAUACACUUUAUUACUUCCUGGUUUCAGAGGAUCUCCUGAUAAGAAGCCAUAAAUAAAAAGUUGAUGAUUCGUUAUAUCCUCGCUGCCUCCACAAACUAUUGCUGCUGUGCUGAAGGGAACCUGAAGAUGUCUCUCACCGGCGUGGGUCCCAGUAAACAUAUGCGAGAACUUUAGUUCCUAGUUCCUACUACACAUUUAGUUCCUUCAUCAUGAUGCGUGAGAUUUUGAGUUGCGUGUCCCGAGCUCAAAUGUCCCGUUUUCCACCAACCACUAUCCCCUUUUGUCCACGAUUGCAUAGCUAACGUGGUCUUAUUAUAGCCCGAUCAUUCACUAAAAAUGACAUAGAAAGAAUAAAGCAUCCAGCAUAUGAUUUCAACAAUGUAUGAGGGCAUACGCAAUCCGCAUUAUGCAACAGGGAUGGUCGCACAGAGGAAUGCUGAUGGAAACCAGCGGACGAGUGGUGGGUUGAGAUGUGCGCCAGUUUCAGAAGCAGGGAGAUACCACACAAAAAUCUAUUUCUAAGUUGUCCGUUUGCUGUGUGUCUGCCUGGCACAAAUGCUCCCCUUGAGCGGAUCUUUUCCAUAAUACACAAUAUUAAACACACAAACACACACACACACAUGAUAGCGAUCAACUAAGCUAUAAUCUAGCAUGUAAGCAAUCGCUCCAUUAAUUAGUUAUUCAGCGUUUCAUGUAUUUAUGACUAUUACUCUUUUUCUAUUGACCAAACUGUGGCUCGGCAUCAGCAGAAGCACUUGCCUCAGCUACGAGCGUGUAGUAGGCAAAAAGCGCGGCUCCUUUAAAUAGAAAAGCAAAAUCGCAAGAGCGGUAUGAGCUGCAAAUAUUUUGGACAGUGUUGCGUUUUGAGCUAUUCGGCGAUUUUGCAUCUUUUACAGCUUUUGGUGUGUGAACGUACAGUUAGUAGGCCCCUGGUCUCCCAUGUAAGGGAAGGUGUAAAGGCCCUUAGUAGGCCUAUGCGCUGGAACAUACAAAGACUUUCCAGGUAACGUGGAAACAUCCACAAUUAUUUUCUCUGCUUUAUUUAUUUGCUUCCAUCACAACACUGCUAUUUUUUUUGCUAAAUUGCAACACUAAAUAAUGCUAACACAAGCACAUGUAUUUCAUUUAAAAACAACAAUAUAAUAUACAAUAUUAUUUCCCUCUCAGCAAACGGGGUGCUGAGGCACCCUCAGCACCUUAAUUCGGUCCCUGCGCGUCUGAUAAAAUGACUAAAUAUUAAGAUAUGAGGAGUACUAAAGCCAUGUUUUAGUACUCCGUCAUUACAUGUGGAGCCACUAGGGGUGAAUCCACCUCGGUGCAGUUCACCUUCUGGCCAACAGGAUAACGGUGAAAAAGACACAAGUGUGUGUGUGUGGUGAAGGUGUUUGGAAUGGUUGAAGAGCCUUUGGUGCUCAACACUCACCACAACAAGCGAACAGAAGAUAGAGACCCUACACGAACCCAACCCCACUAAAUGAGCACAAGACAUAAUGAUAGGUUCAUUCAAGGUAGGUUUGUAAAACCGUAUUCAUCCUCUCACCAGAGUGACUGAAUUAGAGACACCCUUUUUGUCACUGCACUGCAUCCUGCAUUUCAGCACCAUUAUGUUGCAGUUGAGCUUUGGCUGGAGGUGUUGUUUAAGUUGUUAAAUAAGUAGGCUAACUUUUCUUUCAAGGUGCGGUCAUCAACCAGGAGAAACAGAGUGAAACAUUUGAGCCACUGCAGCAGUCAGAGUGGACAUGUUGAGCCAAAAAGCACAACACACAUUAUUUCCUUCUUUGCUUUGUGGCGUUUUAGACUCAACUAAAACCAAAACUUCAGAGCAUUGUCUAGGGUCCUCAGGAUGUUUCUGCAACAUGCAUAAUGAGUGUGCAGUGCUUCUAUCAGUCUUACUGCACAGCGCCACACCAUCCUUCUGGUUCUGACCUCCAGAACACGGCUUAGGCCUUUUACACAUGCACUGUGUGCUCAGUCCAUGAUUCUUCCCCUUUCUUCAGUUUAACUCUUUCAAGCUUAGCAGAUGUUUCUCCAGAGCUUUCUCUUGGUUAUCCUUGCAGCACACCUGGAAUGUCCCUCCAGCCCCUUGGGUCCCAGCAGGUCUCUAAGGGGUACUGCCCCCUGACGUGGACCCAGUCUUCAUUCCCAGGUCUCUAAGGGGUCCUGCCCCCUGACGUGUACCCAGUCUUCAGUCCCAGCCAGUGCCGGCCCUGAGCAAUUUGGUGCCCUAGGCAAGAUUUUAAAAUAUCACACCAAAUAAAAACUAAAGAAAGAAACAAGUGAUAAAAUUAAAAAUACAAAAUAAAUAAGGCAAACAUAUUAAGCUGAACACUGCACACGAAAACAAGUGACAUAAAAUGAAUUAAAAAUACAAAAUAAAUAAGGCAAACAUAUUAAGCCGAACACUGCACACGAAAACAAGUGACAUAAAAUGAAUAAAAAAUACAAAAUAAAUAAGGCAAACAUAUUAAGCCGAACACUGCACAUGAAAACAAGUGACAUAAAAUGAAUUAAACAUACAAUACAAAUAUGGUAUUGCACAAAAUAAUAAAUAAUGAAACCAGUGCAGACAUAACAACACGCACUAUUGCACACAGUAAAACAAAGAAAAAUUAGAGACCUCUUGAUUCACCGCUAUUUACAUGAUUCCAACAGAGGGGGCUAUCUGCAUGUUGAUUGUAUUAAAGGUCUCAACAACACCUCAAGAAACUCACUUUACAGCCUUACUCUUCUUGACUUUCUUGAUGCAAAGUCAUCUAUAAUGUCAUCAUAUGACAGCUGUUUUCCAACAAUAUGGUUGUUGCUUAUAAUGGAAAGCCCACUGAGACGUUCUUGUGCCAUCGUUGAUCUCAGGUAGGUUUUAAUAAGCUUGAGCUUAGAGAAGCUUCUUUCCGCAGAAGCCACUGUAACAGGAAGAGUGGCGGAGAUCCUCAGAGCAACCCACAUUUUGGGAUACAUCUCUGUUAGCUUUUUCUUGUGCAGGAAAGUCAGGAGUUCCAUGGCUGUCAUGUUCUUUGCUGGCAAAGGUGGAAAGUUUUGCAUUUCCACACAAAGUUCCCUGUCAUUAAUGUCUUGCUGCCCAUCAUGGGUCAGAGCAGUGCUCAGGGUCUGACAUUGUUGUAGCAGCUCUUCUUUUGCUGAGUUGGGGAAGUUGAGGAGCACUCCAAACUUGUCCUUUACCUCUCUAAGGUUCUGAAAUCUCUCAUCGAGUGAAGAGACAACUGUAUCCACGACCACAUUAAAAAAUGUGGUUUCCAUUUUUGUUAAGUGCGUCAUUGAUCGGCUCAUCUGGAGACUCAUAUGCAAAGUGCUUUUUUGUGGUUCUUAACCGCUGUUGUUUCAGUACAGUCUCCACGUUCAUCUCUUCACACAUCUCCUUUGCAGUUGUCUGUGCAUCAGAAAACCCAGUGGUUCUGUAGCAGGCCAUGGAAUCUCUGGUUUCUUCAUCUAGUCUACAGCCACAUCUAGCUGCAUGGAGGGUGACUGCAACAGUUUACUCACAUGCUGGAUUUGGUUGAGGAUGUCAUACCAUAUGGCUGUACAAAUGGAAAAUCUGUAAGAUCCAGUGAC
Gadus chalcogrammus (walleye pollock) is the source of this 10731-nucleotide messenger RNA. RefSeq names its product NACHT, LRR and PYD domains-containing protein 12-like. NCBI's taxonomy places the organism in Eukaryota, Metazoa, Chordata, Actinopteri, Gadiformes, Gadidae. The coding region runs from base 166 to 4089 and encodes 1307 amino acids. The record is from RefSeq and is a predicted model, not a curated record. Gene Ontology annotation, molecular function: protein binding. The transcript is spliced from 12 exons.